UAUCGUUGACAGAGCUUGCUCUGUUUUUUCAAAUUUUCGUCGUUUUCUGUUUGAGUUUUCUUCAAAAUGUCUAUGUCCACCUCAUAUCGAUACGAAGUUGAAAACCCGACCUCUGUAAUGCUAAAGAAAUCCUUACGAAGACAGAAACAACGUAUAAGGAAUUAUGAAAUUAUGAACGAGAAGACAAAUGCUGUGAGAAGCGAUAUAAAGACAAUACUUCUUGCAGACUGGGUUGAAAAACUAGAUGAAACAUGUUUCAAAAAGAAAGCAAAACGCCAUGCAGAAGAAGUUAAGCAAGAGUUACAUCAUGGAAAUGAAGAACUCAUAUUGGUUCGUCGAGCACAGCUGCAAAAUCUCUUAAUGAAAGAAGAAAAAAGUUAUCGUGAUGAGUUGGAAAAAUUGGACAAGACUUUUUACUUACAAAGAAUUUGAAGAUUAUGACAAUGAAGGUUUCAGAAAAACAUCGUUAUGUUUGUAAAUGGCUCAAUAAAGAAAGCUUUAAUACCCUUCUCUUGACGUUUGAUGUCUAUUUAUGCUCUGACGUCUGUUUAGAACGAACGAGAACCUUAGUAAUUUGAUAUGGUCAUAUCGUGCUUGUUUGUAUAAUUAAUACAGUAUGUUUGAAAAUUGGUAAUCCAGGCAUUAAUGUUGUUCUGAUGAAGGCUCGAAGCAGCGAGUCGAAAGCUCGUUAAACAUCAUUUCUUAAUCCGGAGAAACGUUUAUUUUACAAAAUUACUACAGUAUGUCAAUGAAUGAAUAGUGUGUAUAUAGUUGGAAAUGAGACAGAAUGUUUCAUAUGCUGUAAGGCACGAUUCAAAUUUUAACUUUUUCAUGUGCCGAAUGUAUUAAAGAAAGAAAUACGAUAUUGGUUUUAACUCUUUUUUUAUCUGAAGCAUUUGUAAAAAGUUAAAAGUUAGAACUUUAAAACAACUUCAUAUAAUAGGAUGGAAGGAACUUUCAUACUAAAACAACGUUGAAAUUUUAAUCAAAUAAGGACUUAGAAUAAGGAUUAUAAUAUUUAUUUACCAUCUUAAUAAGCAUCUACACAUCUAACCAUGCAUAACGAUACUCAUUAACAAUAUUCGUGGAAAAGUUCGACAAUAGUGAUGAACUUGACAACCUUCGGUGAUCACUCCUCUUCCGAGCAACAUGUUUUAUAACAUCACUUUAUGCAUUCUUCUUUUUGGAAUGGGGAAUGAGGUCUGGAUCGUAGUCUUUCACACGGAUGAUUUGAAUUAACUUUUUUACAUGGGGAAAUUUAUGUAAAGAAAACAGUUACUUUUCUUUAUACGAACACUUCAAGAAUUAUACGCAUGUCGAAGUGGAAGACUUUUUCACAAACGUAUUGCAACUAAUAGAAUAAUUAGCUUCUGAUUUCUGUAUUCUGUAUUCAACACAACCUAACGUUCAUAGAUGGUCGUUGUAGUUUAAAUUGAAACAUUUAUACAGGAGUUUUAUGCAAUUUGUACUAAUUUCUCAACUAAUUCUAUUUUAAAAUAAAUGGUUUGAACCCGGGA
This is a messenger RNA of Xenia sp. Carnegie-2017, 1517 nucleotides long. RefSeq lists its product as uncharacterized. The record is from RefSeq and is a predicted model, not a curated record. NCBI's taxonomy places the organism in Eukaryota, Metazoa, Cnidaria, Anthozoa, Malacalcyonacea, Xeniidae. The transcript is spliced from 6 exons. Bases 67 to 432 code for a protein of 121 amino acids.